This is a messenger RNA of Tupaia belangeri chinensis (Chinese tree shrew), 1012 nucleotides long. It is a transcript of the gene TAMALIN, whose product is annotated as trafficking regulator and scaffold protein tamalin. The coding region runs from base 1 to 786 and encodes 261 amino acids. The transcript has 8 exons. Gene Ontology annotation, biological process: signal transduction. Lineage: Eukaryota; Metazoa; Chordata; Mammalia; Scandentia; Tupaiidae. Gene Ontology annotation, molecular function: protein binding. The record is from RefSeq and is a predicted model, not a curated record. Gene Ontology annotation, cellular component: plasma membrane.
AUGCACCACUCCCUGUGCAGACCGGAAGCCUCUGGAAGCCCAGGGCUAGCCAGUACCAGGCCCAGGCCCCUGACCCCACCACUCUCCAGCCACUGGCUGUGGCUGAGAAAUGAGGUAGAUCUGACUGCUAGGUGGUACCUGGAGGGCAUGCACACUCAACCAAUAGUUACCCCAGCACCAAAGCAGGUCCGUGGAGUUGGGAAGGGACAGAGAGAUAAGCAGAAGUGGGAUGCUGUGUCCAGAGCAGAAGCCCAGGGGAGGGGCCUUCCAGAGAAGGGCUCUCAGCAUCUGCUCGAGGAUACGCCCUCACCUGCUUCUUCCGACUCUCUUCUUUCCGCCCAGGGCUCAGGAUUCCGCUGGAAGAAUCUCAGCCAGAGUCCUGAACAGCAGCGGAAAGUGCUGACUUUGGAGAAGGAGGAUAACCAGACCUUUGGCUUUGAGAUUCAGACUUACGGCCUCCACCACCGGGAGGAGCAGCGCGUGGAGAUGGUGACUUUCGUCUGCCGAGUUCAUGAAUCCAGCCCUGCCCAGCUGGCUGGGCUUACACCAGGGGAUACCAUCGCCAGUGUCAAUGGCUUGAAUGUGGAAGGUAUCCGGCAUCGGGAGAUUGUCGACAUCAUUAAGGCGUCUGGGAACGUGCUCAGACUGGAGACUCUGUAUGGGACAGCCAUCCGAAAGGUGGAGCUGGAGGCUCGUCUGCAGUACCUGAAGCAAACCUUGUAUGAGAAGUGGGGAGAAUACCGGUCCCUCAUGGUGCAGGAGCAGCGGCUGGUGCACGGUGAGUAGAACGCUGUGAAGGGCCCUGACUCCCACAGAUACCCAGCCCUGCUUCCCCUCCCCACGGUGAAGGAAGGCUGGCUGAGCUCCUAUUGGUCCCAGUAUGCCAGGGGCUGAUGCACACACAAAUUAAAUGUUCUCACAGUAGCCAUCAGAAGGCCCGGAUUAGGUACUGCGUCCUCUCUUUGCAGAGAGGACCCACCCCACCCCACCCCCAAGGCCUCAACGAGCGCUA